This is a messenger RNA of Didymodactylos carnosus, 966 nucleotides long. The record is from the annotation of a GenBank genome assembly. Lineage: Eukaryota; Metazoa; Rotifera; Eurotatoria; Philodinida; Philodinidae.
AUGGCUGCUGUAAAUGUGUAUCAUACAAGUGUAACAACUGAUAAUUUAAGUCGUCAUGAUAUUUUACAAUGGAUUAAUAAUGCACUCGAUGCCAAUUAUGUAAAAGUCGAAGAUUUAUGUACCGGUGCAGCGUAUUGUCAAUUUAUGGAAAUGAUGUUUCCAGGUUCAAUGCAAUUGAAAAAAGUGAAAUUUAAUGCGAAAUUAGAGCAUGAAAAUAUUCAAAAUUUUAAAGUACUUCAGAACUCAUUUAGAGCUGUUCGUAUUGAUAAGAUUGUUCCAGUCGAAAAAUUAGUCAAAGGAAAAUUUCAAGAUAAUUUUGAAUUUGUUCAGUGGUUUAAAAAAUUUUUUGAUGCUAAUUAUACACCACACGAUUAUGAUCCAGUCGCUGCACGUGAAGGGCAACCUCUUGGUCCUGGAGUAUCAAAAGGUGGUGCUCAUACGACUGGUGCAUCUAGUUUGCCAAGAGCCGCACCACAACCAGCAAUUCGACAAACUCAACAUCAAGAAAAUUCAGUAUCACAUGUUUCUGCUAAUCCACCAGUUCAAAGAGUACCAUUAACAUCUACGAAUCAACCAAGACAAGUGUUAAAUACAAUGAAAGUGCCACAACAAAAAAUAUCACCAUCACAUCGGCAAGCUCCUGCUGCUACGACGAGUGCUGGUAAUGAUCAUCAUCUCAAUGGCGAGACUGUUCGAUUACAAGCUGAGCUCGAGAAUUAUCAUCAACAAAUGGAUCAAUUUCGGCAGCAAAUUGAAGGUUUGGAAAAAGAACGUGAUUUUUAUUAUCAAAAACUACGUGAUGUUGAAUUAAUAUGUCAAGAACCAGAUUGUGAAAAUUUACCUCAAAUACAAAAAGUUUUAGAAAUUUUAUACGCAACAGAGGAAGGAUUCGCAUCGCCGGAAGAAAAUGGCAAUGGUCAGGAUGGAGGUGUUUUGAUACCAGCUGGUGGCGACGAAGAAUAUUGA